Molecule: messenger RNA, 507 nt
Organism: Diaporthe amygdali
Lineage: Eukaryota; Fungi; Ascomycota; Sordariomycetes; Diaporthales; Diaporthaceae
Product: histidine acid phosphatase
Exons: 2
Coding region: 1-507 (168 amino acids)
Molecular function (GO): carbon-sulfur lyase activity
Source: RefSeq, a predicted model, not a curated record
AUGGCGACCGAUAAAACGAAACCCUACUUCCCACUGUCCGUCGCACAAGACGGCUGGACAACAGAAGAAGAAGCAACAGCGACUUGUUUCUGCGGUGCCGUCCAGCUAGCAUUCCCAACCCAAGGUCCCGGUCUCGUCAACACGUUCGUGUGCAACUGUGCGGACUGCCGCAAAGUCACAGCGUCCAUGUUCGCAUCCAAUUUCACCGUCGACGACAAAUACCUGAAGCACCUUCGUGGCCAGGACAACCUCAGCAGCUGGGGCCAGGCCAAGACGGUCGCGUCGGGCAACAAGAUGACCAACUAUUUCUGCUCGACGUGCGGCACCCUUAUGUACCGUGUGUCUUCCGGCGCGCCCGGGACGAGCAUCCUGCGCAUCGGCACCGUCGAUGACUUCAACCUGCACGAGACCAAGCUGAAGCCCCAGAAAGAGUUCUUUAUCGAGAGCCGGGUGGCCUGGCUGUCGGGAGUUGAGGGGGCGAAGCAGGUGGAGGGGUUUAAGCCGUGA